Molecule: messenger RNA, 1260 nt
Organism: Phytophthora sojae
Lineage: Eukaryota; Oomycota; Peronosporomycetes; Peronosporales; Peronosporaceae
Exons: 1
Coding region: 1-1260 (419 amino acids)
Source: RefSeq, a predicted model, not a curated record
AUGAGCGAGCCCGUGCCCAAGCAGCCCGAGGAGAGCACCAACCUGUACGAGGUGCUGGGCGUGGAGAAGUCGGCCAGCGAGCUGGAGAUCAAGACGGCCUACCGCAAGCUCGCGCUCAAGUACCACCCGGACCGCAACGCCGGCUCGGCCGAGGCCGCCGACAAGUUCAAGCAGGCCAGCGCCGCAUACGCCGUGCUGAGCGACCCGAACAAGCGCCGCCAGUACGAUGUGGCGGGUGACAGUGGCAAGGACAUGGAGUUCGAGAGCGUGGACGUGGAGUCUAUGGGCGGCUUCGGCCGCGUCGUGGGCGCGCUAUUCACCAAGAUCGGCAUGCCCAUUCCCACGCAGAUCUCGCAGACCGUGCUGUCCGCCGCCAGGGACCUGUGCGACGAGCGCAACAACUCGACGCAGCUGCCGCAGGUGACGCAGAUGGUCUUCGGCAUGGAACGCCACGCCAAGGUGGACAAGCAGGACGCGCACUUCUACAAGCUGCAGGUGGACCGCGACCGCGAGUCGGUCGUCUUCAUGUGCCGCUCGGCCUCCAAGAGCAAGUUCAAGCUGGUACUCUUCGACCAGCACGGCGCCGUGCGCAUGGUGCAGGAGUCGGUCAAGAAGCCGCGCUGCACGGCCGCGGACAUGUAUCUGUCCAGCACCGUGGAGCUCAUGGACCUCAACCCGGAGCUGUGGCCCAACGCCAACAGCGACUCGGAGCUGCCCGAGAUCUUCAGCAAGCUGUCGCUCUUUGAAGUGCGCCGCACGGUGCCGCUCGAGAAGGGCGAGCACCUCUUCUGCGUCUACGGAGACAACUGGCUGUCCGCCGUCAAGUACUCGAUCAAGUGUCUCAAGAUCGACGAGCAGUCCGCGGCGCUGCGCAGCAUCCAGCAGAGCGAGCACGAGCUCGCGGGUAUCAAGCACGAGCUAGACGCGCUGCAGAAGGAGUACGUGGCGGCCAAGAAGGCGUUUGAGGAAGUCUGCGGCCGGGUUGAGGCGAAGCAGAUCCGCACGGAGGAGCUGCUGGCGGAGCGUGAGCAGUCGUACGAGGCGUUCCUGGCAGGAUGCGACCCGAACCAAGCGGCUGGCCCGUUCGACGACUCGCGCGGCUCCAACACCUCGCAGAACGGCAAGGGAUCAGCCGCCGGUGACAGUCCCGCUGGUGGCAUUCGCAACAUCUUCGGCGGCUUCCAGAACCGCUUCUUCGCCGGUAAGGAGCGCACGAGCUCCAUGGACGCUACCAGCAACGCGUCGUCCCACAGCCACUAA